GCUCAUCAGUGCCACGUGCCAGUGCCCAUCAGUGCCACGUGCCAGUGCCCAUCAGUGCCACAUCAAUGCCACCCAUCAGUGCCAGUCAGUGCCACCUAUCAAUGCCAAUCAGUGCCACCUAUUAGUGUUGCCAAUCAGUGCCACCUAUCAGUGCCAGUCAGUGUCACCUAUCAGUGCGCAUCAGUGCCAGUCAGUGCCGCAUAUCAGUGCCAGUCAGUGCUGCCUAUCAGUGCCAGUCAGUGCCGCCUAACAGUGCCAGUCAGUGCCGCCUAUUAGUGCCAGUCAGUGCCGCCUAUUAGUGCCAGUCAGUGCUGCCUAUCAGUGCCAUGUAUCAGUGUCAUGUAUCAGUGUCAUGUAUCAGUGCUGCCUUUCAGUGCCCAUCAGUGAUGCCUGUCA
Molecule: messenger RNA, 396 nt
Organism: Staurois parvus
Lineage: Eukaryota; Metazoa; Chordata; Amphibia; Anura; Ranidae
Source: the annotation of a GenBank genome assembly